Messenger RNA from Caenorhabditis angaria, 655 nucleotides. The record is from the annotation of a GenBank genome assembly. Lineage: Eukaryota; Metazoa; Nematoda; Chromadorea; Rhabditida; Rhabditidae.
AUGUGCAUUGGCAAGCGAAAGAGUAUAUAUCGAGUAAUUUUAUCGACGAAAAAUUCACAAAAAAAAACUAAAUCUAAUGAUUUCAGGAAAAUGCAGUAGUAACAAAAAAGGGCAGCAAAGGGAAUCAAUAUAAUAAUCAUCACAAUAAUGGAGGAAACAACGAUGCUCCGCUAGUACGCGGUUCAAAUGGUGGAAGUGGAGCUCAAAAUGGUGGAGAAAAUGGGCAACAAAGAACAAAAGAUGGAUUGGCAGCCAAUAUUGAUGAAAAUAAUAACAAUCCGAAUCAGAUUAAUAAUAAUAAUGCUCAAAGCCCUGCUGAUUAUAGACCAUCGAAGAAACGGAAUGAUUUGGGAAAAAGUCAGCAAAGUAAGUACAAUUAGACAGUUUCUGAAAAGUAGAAACUAUUUUUGAUUCAAAAAAAAAUCUAGAAACGGAAUUAUUUGGGCUCAAAAAUUAGCUCAGCAACUGCCUUUCACAGAUAAUAUUUCUUGUUACAGAAACUCCUUGUGAAGAUGAUACGUUGACAAAUGUGAGUUUGAUAGAAAAAAAAAUCAUUCUGAUAUAAACUGUUUUUUAGAUUCCCGAUGAAAUGCCCGAGAUGGAAUUGAACAGAGACAAAGGAGAACCAUUUUAUACUGAUGAUCAACUGCUUUGA